GACACCUAAAGGCGUUCUGGUGCUUCUAGAGCGGGCCGCGCGGGGUCCUGGCUGCCUUGCAGUUGGCUGUGUGGUGGAGUUGCCUGCGGGUGGCUGGUGUUUGUCUUUUCGUGUUCCUUUUCUGAUGGCUAAGAAGGCAGUAUAAGAGCAGAGACGUAUCCAGGCCGUGGGCAGAGGGUGUGCCAUAGCGAUAGUCCUGGCCUGGUGGACUCUCCUUUGGUGCUCCUUCCACCCUGGCAAGCACAGCUAUGUGGUGCACAGCGAGCAGCAGAAUGACUCCUUGUCCAUGGCAUGAUGCUUGUCCAUGGCAUGCUGUUUCUGUGACUUUCAAGGUUUUAUUUUGGUAAAGUGUGAACCAGAUCCUUCUUGGCAAGCGAGAUUGAGCCCACAGAGGAUCCUCAUUCCUACCUCCAGAUGGAUGGAAGUUUUUUGGAGGUGACUGUGAAGGAGCACGUCUGUGCCAGCGCAGUGCUUGCUGAGCAAGUGUGGUGGUUUAAUUUUGCAUCCUGUGCAGAAGAGGCUGUUCAAGGCAGCAGUGCAAUGUGGACUCCCUGCCUCCAGUUGCAGUGAUUCCAGGGGCAGCUCUCCAAAGAAGGCUGCCCUUUGUAGUAGAGUGGUGCAGGGCAACGUACCUUGUGCUGCUGCUCUGCUCUGCUGGGCUUCCUCACUCUCCUGCUUGUGCCGACACAAGGGCUCUGAGGAACUGCUGCUCGAAAUGGCAUCUGUUGUACUGAAGACUACGUGGUCUCUCAAUUCCCAUACAGCGCACAAAGCUGUGUGGUGUCUGAGCCUUGAAGAGAACGGCUUUUCUUCUGAGUGGAGGCCUUUUCAGGGAUCAUCUCUCUUUUUUUCAGAGAGUUUCUUCUGUGUAAAUGACUCCAUGGGAACUUGGUGACUGAUUCUGAAGUACCGAGCGAGGAGAGGGAACAGCACGCGCCUCUGCUGCAAUGCUCAGGGGAUGCACCCACACACACUGCUGGUUGUUCUGGCCUUCCUUUGCUUGAACUUGGACCUCUAGAAAGAACAAAAGCCUUGCCAAGUGAGUGGAAAAGGAUCUUAGGAAUGCAUGUAACAUUUUAUUUUAUUUUUUCCUUGAAGAGAAAAGCCGGGGAAAAAUUGACAUAAGCUUUUGAGAAAGCUCUGUUAGUGCUCAGUGUGCUUCUCCCGGCUGAUCUUCUGUUCAUGAGAGGGAUGGGAUAAACAGUACAGCAAGUUGAGCUGCUACAUGAAGCACCUAAAGCUGGCUGCAGCUAUGGAAAUCCCCUUGUGUGAAACAAACAAGGCACAGAGAACUUCUUGGAGGUGCUGCUGCACACAGGUGUACAGGUACAGCAUUCUGGAUCAUCGCAUCGUCCAUACCUCUAUUACUACAGAGCUACUACUCAAAACAUCAGGACUAGAUGCCAGAAACUGGGCAAAUUUAGUCUGAAGCCUGCACAGUUGUAUCAUUCAUCACUUUAAAACAAGAUCAUCUGAUCUUGAAGAAGGAAAGAACGUCAAAAAUAGUCUGAGUAUUUUCAAAACAAACCCUCGAUCAAAGCACAUUUGUAAGUAUAAGUACAGCCAUUUAUCAAGGUUUUAUUUUCAAGGUCUACUUUGCCUUUAGUAAGCUGAAUUACUGCCAUUAAUGCCACCCCUGUUCAGCCAGCUUUUAAAGAAGUCAGAGAGCCGUCUUACCCUGCAUUGAGUUUGGCUUUGUCAGCUAAAGUCCGAGGCUGAUACAUCUCUGCUAGUGCUUCUGGAGAACAGUUGGGAUGACUGAAGGCAAGGAUGCUGCAGUUCUGCUCAGUCAAGGGACUAUCACUGAACCAGGUGAUUGUAGAAGAAGCUGGUGUCCCACUGAUGGGAUCGUAAGUGGGCGUCAUGGUUUUACUGUAUAAACCUGGACUCGCUGCAAGUUAAAGCAGUAAAGUAUUAUUCCAAGGAAAACUGCCUUCAGACUUAGGUAGUCUACCAUUUCCCAUUGCAAAAGACUAGCUAACCUCUGUCUUUUGAGACACUACUAUCUCUGCUGUUUGCAGAACCCUUGUCUUUUUACAGGCCAAGUGCCUUAAGGGAUAAAAGUGCUUUUCCUUCUUCUGUGAGGUAUAUCUCAUUUGUGUUAGAUACAGGAAAUGCUCUCAUUUUUUCAUUUCACUUUUUCCCUGCAGAUUGCCAAAACUGUCAUUUUUUUAAAAGUCUGAUCUCACAUUUUUAAAGAGCAGCAGCACAUCCUGUGUGCAGGGCCACAGCUGAUCACCUGUUUUGUGCUACUGCCUUUCAAACAACAAUGGAAAGUAAAACAUUUACACAGUAGAAGAAUAUAAAUAUACUGGGGAUUUUUUGAAGCUACUAAUUUGAACUCAGCUAUGUCUCUGUAACUACAACCCUACACUGAACUGCUCUCCUUGGGUUUAACGGCAUAACAGAAUUCCUUCCUCUGUUUUCUUUCAGUCAGAAGAAGAAAAUCUUACUAGCUUCUCAUUACCUGACAAUCCAGAACUUGUUGGAGAGUUGCACAAGUUUAAAAUGUCCUCUGUAACCACUUCUUUGCUAUUCUUAUCUUUUUUCUUCUUCUUUCUGAGUGUAUCUUCUGACUGUUUCAACAAAGAGAGCUCUUCUGACCGUCUGAUAUCUACAAUGGCAAUUUGGGAAACGAAGGAACAUGAAGCAUAGGAAACUUAGAAGACUAUGUCCAAAAAAAGCCCCAUGAUUAGUAACAACGUCUGGGGAAGCUCCAUAUUUCUCUCUGAACCUGAAUUUCAGCAGUUUGAAAAGAAAAUCUAGUAACAGAAAUAGAAGAAUAGAAAAUCUAGUAAUUCAGCGACAAGGCCAGAGGAUGGGCAGCGAGGAUAUCCACAGGGAAAGCACAUCUGAAUGUGGUGCUGUGCAUGGUCCAACACUACUUGGAUUGUGCUGGGAUGUGGAAUAAUAAUCAGGGGACCCACUUUGCAACUCAACAGCGUGAGCUCAAAAUACCUCGUGCACACGCAGAUGGGCACAAGUUCUUCCAUGGUCUCCUGCAAAGCACUGCUGAACAGAUCAUCUCUUUAGCCUUAAGAACCAGCAUUCCUUGUGAAUAACUGAGCUGAGGGAAGAGAAUGUAGAGGCUGAUAUCAAUGUUCUGCUGUGCAAGGUGCUAUGAGGCAUGUUCUUCCUGUACUGCUGUAAGAUUGCUGGAGAUAAUUCUGUAACCCAUCCACCAGAUCAUUUUAAAAAGAAAAUGCAUUUACUGUACACUGGGGAAGCUGGAUGAAGAAGAGAUCUGGAAAAAGCCAGAAGACAAUGAAGUCUGGCAGGAGACAGAGCUCCAGCCUCUGCUAACUACAGAUCUGAAGACAGGCAUGAGAGCAGAUAAGAGGCGUUGACAGAGUGCAUGGGCCUGUGGCACGCUGCCCGUCAGGUUGUCUUGGCUAUUUUGCUGGACCAUCCCUGUAAGGCUGCUCUGCCCUGCCUGCCUCCAGCAGUGCUAUUAAGGGAAGGAGGGAGCUGUGAAUUCCUGCAGUCUCUGGGAGCGGAGCAAAGCGAAGCCGAACUCCCCUCUUCAUGUCGCUGCGGGGCUCCCGGUAAAUAUCCGUCCGUCCGGUGCGGGUGAUGCGAAGGACGCUCGCGAAAGGCGCCGUUCCGCUCCGUAACGCAUAGCACCCACUCGCGGGCGGGCACGCGCGCACCGAGAGGAGGACGAAAAGGAAGCGUCGACUUUUCGACCGCCGCUUUCCGAAAGGAGAAGCUUUCUCCCGGCGGAGACCUUCCUUCUGCCUCCUGCCCCGCCGCCGAAGGCAUGUUCCCGAGGCGCUCCGCACCGCGGGGAGCUCUCGCUUUCCGCCCAGCAGCCGCAGAGGAGCAGCAGCAGCGCGGUUCGGAGUAACUCCAAGUGAUGCGGGGACCACAGCCCGAGAGCAGCACGCGCUCCUGCAGACGCCAGCCCCGCCGCACUCAGGUCGACCAUGGUUGCCGCCACCCGCUCCCUCCUGGCGUUGCUGCUCUGCCGGGUGCUGCUGGGCGGCGCGGCCGGCCUCAUGCCGGAGGUGGGACGGCGGCGCUUCAGCGAGCCGGGCCGCGCCGCCUCGGCCGCGCAGCGCCCCGAGGACCUCCUGGGCGAGUUCGAGCUGCGCCUGCUCCACAUGUUCGGGCUGAAGCGGCGGCCCAGCCCCGGCAAGGACGUCGUCAUCCCCCCCUACAUGCUGGACCUUUACCGCCUGCACGCCGGCCAGCAGCUGGGCUACCCGCUGGAGAGGGCCGCCAGCCGCGCCAACACCGUGCGCAGCUUCCACCACGAAGAAGUUUUGGAAGAACUGCCAGAAACAAGUGGGAAAACAGCACGACGUUUCUUCUUUAAUUUAACUUCCAUCCCUAAUGAGGAGUCUAUCACCUCAGCUGAACUCCAGAUUUUUCGGGAGCAGGUGCACGAAGCCUUUGAGAGCAACAGCAGCUACCAUCACCGUAUUAAUAUUUAUGAAAUUAUAAAACCAGCCACAGCCACCUCUAAGGACCCUGUCACAAGACUUUUGGACACCAGGUUGGUGCACCAUAAUGCGAGUAAAUGGGAAAGUUUUGAUGUAACGCCAGCUGUUUUGAGGUGGAUUGCACACGGACAACCUAAUCAUGGGUUUGUGGUGGAGGUGGUUCACUUGGACAAAGAGAACAGUGCCUCCAAGAGGCACGUUAGGAUUAGCAGGUCUUUACAUCAGGACGAAGAUAGCUGGUCUCAGCUCAGGCCGUUGUUAGUGACGUUUGGGCAUGAUGGCAAGGGACACCCGCUUCAUAAAAGAGAAAAGCGUCAAGCGAAACACAAACAGCGUAAACGCCACAAAUACAGUUGCAAAAGGCAUCCGUUGUAUGUGGACUUCAAUGAUGUGGGGUGGAAUGACUGGAUUGUUGCCCCGCCGGGGUAUAGUGCCUUUUACUGCCAUGGGGAAUGUCCUUUUCCGCUGGCAGAUCACCUAAACUCAACAAACCAUGCCAUUGUUCAGACUUUGGUCAAUUCAGUGAAUUCCAAAAUCCCCAAGGCUUGCUGUGUGCCGACAGAACUGAGUGCUAUUUCAAUGCUCUACCUUGACGAGAACGAAAAAGUUGUACUAAAGAACUAUCAAGAUAUGGUUGUGGAGGGUUGUGGGUGCCGCUAACACAGCGAAUAUAUCGGACAAAUGCAAAAAAGAAAAAAGAAAAAAAAAAAAAAGCUGACACUUUAAUAUUUCCCAAUGAAGACUUUAUUUAUGUAAUGAAAUGGAAAGAAAAAAAAAAAACACAACUAUUUUGAAAAUAUAUUUAUGUCUACGGAAAGGUUGGGAAAACAAAUAUUUUAAUCAGAGAAAUAUUCCUUUAAAGAUUUUAAAUGUAUUUUAGUUGUACAUUUUAUAUGGGUUUAACCCCCAGCACAUGAAGUAUAAUGGUCAGAUUCUUAUUUUGUAUUUAUUUACUAUUAUAACCACUUUUUAGAAGAAUAGCUAAUUUGUAUUUAUAUGUAAUCAAAAAGAAAAAAAUAUAGGGUUUGUACAUAAUUUUUCAAAAUUGUAGCUGUUUCAAUCGCGUGUAUUUAAGUUGAAGAGAAGACACGGAAGGUUACCAUGGCAAAGUGCAUAGCACAUUUGCUUUCUGCAGUGCUACUGUUAAGGUCACAAGUUCAAGUCCAGAAAAAAGUGGAUAAUCCACUCUGCUGACUUUCAAGAUUAUUAUAUUGUACAAUUCUCAGGAAUGCUGCAGGGUGGGCUGUCCAAUCCAUGAGAACUGGCAUCCUCCUUAGGUGGAACAUUUGGAUAAGAACCAGACGUUGCUGAUCUAGUAUAAAUACUACUAUUCCUGACUAAUUUGCAGAGUGAAUAUAAGAAGGGCCAACAGAAAUCCCAGGGGAGGUGGGGGUGGGGGAAGAGCAAAUCCUUUCUAGACCUACAGAAAAGCGAAUGUUUGAUGUUUCCUUUAAAAGUCCUUCCUUUAAAAGUCCUGGCCAAAUAUAAAAUAAUAAAAACUCAAA
Centrocercus urophasianus (Greater sage-grouse) is the source of this 5950-nucleotide messenger RNA. RefSeq names its product bone morphogenetic protein 2 (gene BMP2). Bases 3927 to 5105 code for a protein of 392 amino acids. The record is from RefSeq and is a predicted model, not a curated record. The transcript is spliced from 13 exons. Gene Ontology annotation, molecular function: BMP receptor binding; cytokine activity; growth factor activity. Lineage: Eukaryota; Metazoa; Chordata; Aves; Galliformes; Phasianidae. Gene Ontology annotation, cellular component: extracellular region. Gene Ontology annotation, biological process: BMP signaling pathway; SMAD protein signal transduction; negative regulation of transcription by RNA polymerase II.